GGAAAAUUUGAAUGCGUCACACUGCAAGACUGAAUCAAAGGUAGUUCAAAACAGAAGAAGAAAACUGGCUGAAGUUCUUUGGGAGCCUGUGGUCGGCGCAAGUGAUACCUGAAAUGGUCUUCGAAGAAGCAAAAGAUGAUAGCCAUUCAGGAACAGUAAAUGGUGUCAACCAUGCAACAUCUUCAGCUGUUCCUGUAUUAGCUUUUGAAACCAAGAGAGAAGUUCUCAAUGAAGACUUUUCGGACCGAAUCGAAGUUCCAGAAAUUCAGGAUCACAAGUUCAGCUUCAGGAAACUAUGGGCCUUCAGUGGACCAGGCUUCUUGAUGAGCAUCGCCUACCUGGAUCCGGGCAACAUCGAAGCGGAUCUGAAGAACGGAAUCGAGGGCAAGUACUCUCUCCUCUGGAUCCUGCUGUGGGCCACCAUCGCCGGACUGUUCAUCCAGAGGCUCGCAGCCAGACUGGGGUCCGUGACAGGCCUGGAUCUGGCUGAGACCUGCAGGAAGAGGUUCGCGCCUUUUCCGAGGUACGUGCUGUGGAUCAUGUUGGAGAUUACCAUCAUCGGGGCUGACAUGCAGGAAGUGAUUGGGACGGCCAUUGCCUUCUACCUGCUCUCUGACAGGAGGAUUCCGUUAUACGGAGGUGUCCUGCUCACCAUCUUCGACACUUUCACGUUCCUCUUCCUCGACAGAUACGGCCUGCGCAAACUGGAAGCUUUCUUCGCGUUCUUGAUACUCAUGAUGGCUGUCACUUUCGGGUACGAAUAUGGCGUCGUGGAAGCCGACCAGGUGGAGGUCGUCAAAGGUUUAUUCGUGCCCGGAUGUGCGGCCUGCACCAGCAGGAUUCUGCUGCAGGCAGUGGGAACGGUCGGUGCGAUGAUAACACCUCACAACCUAUACCUGCAUUCUUCACUGGUGAAAUCUCGGAAAAUCGACCGCAAAUGCAAGGAGGAUGUGAAAGAUGCCAACCGCUACUACUUCAUCGAAUCCGCCAUCGCUCUCUUUAUCUCCCUCAUCAUCAACAUCUUCGUCGUCUCAGUCUUCGCGGCGGGCAUGAGUGGGAAAACGAACAGAGAAGUGAUGGAAAAGUGUCGUCAAGCAGAUAUAAACGUUACAGACAUAUUCAAAGAUAACAACGACACAGUGGAUGGUGACAUUUACAGAGGGGGUAUCUACCUCGGUUGUCAGUUCGGACCAGCGUGCAUGUACAUAUGGGCAAUCGGGCUUUUAGCAGCCGGACAGAGCUCGACGAUGUCCGGGACGUACACCGGACAAUUCGUCAUGGAGGGAUUCCUCCACAUCAAGUGGGUGCGCUGGAAGCGAGUCCUUCUGACGAGGACCAUGGCCAUCCUGCCCACCAUCUCCAUGGCGCUCUACCAGGACGUGAACCACGUGAGCGGGAUGAACGACUUCCUGAACGCCCUCAUGUCCAUGCAGCUCCCCUUCGCCCUCCUCACCACCUACCUGUUCACGUCAUCCAGGACGGUCAUGGGCGACUUCGCCAAUGGCGUGAAGAGCAAACUCUUCAUGGGCGUGGUGACGACGUUCCUGAUCGGCCUCAACCUCUAUUUUGUGAAUGAUUUCGUGGGCAGCAACUUCCCCCAGAGUGUUACCGUCUACUUCUUCUUCUGCAUCUACCUCAUCUUCUACGUCGCAGUCGUCACUUACCUCAUUUUGUGCUUGUUGGUUGUGCUGGGGGCAGAAGAACUUACAAAAAUACCAUACAUAGGCAGCUAUCUUGUCGACGACUACAAGUACAGCAACGAAGAGGAAGAAACUGCACUCAACAAGCAAAAAUGUUUCAGACAGAUAUACGACAGCACGCAACACGUGACAAGCACAUGAUGUACAACAUAUCAUA
Uloborus diversus is the source of this 1857-nucleotide messenger RNA. RefSeq names its product natural resistance-associated macrophage protein 2-like. Gene Ontology annotation, biological process: manganese ion homeostasis; metal ion transport; response to manganese ion. Gene Ontology annotation, cellular component: apical plasma membrane. Lineage: Eukaryota; Metazoa; Arthropoda; Arachnida; Araneae; Uloboridae. The record is from RefSeq and is a predicted model, not a curated record. Gene Ontology annotation, molecular function: iron ion transmembrane transporter activity; cadmium ion transmembrane transporter activity; manganese ion transmembrane transporter activity.